Colletotrichum graminicola M1.001 is the source of this 1302-nucleotide messenger RNA. RefSeq lists its product as uncharacterized. The transcript has 2 exons. The record is from RefSeq and is a predicted model, not a curated record. Gene Ontology annotation, molecular function: syntaxin binding; SNAP receptor activity. Gene Ontology annotation, biological process: vesicle fusion; exocytosis. Gene Ontology annotation, cellular component: SNARE complex; plasma membrane. Lineage: Eukaryota; Fungi; Ascomycota; Sordariomycetes; Glomerellales; Glomerellaceae. Bases 1 to 1302 code for a protein of 433 amino acids.
AUGAAGAAGUUCGGUUUCGGCAAGAAGGGCGGCGACGACGGCGAUGAUGCCAACCGCUCGGCUCUCUUCGGUCGCAAGAGCAAAUCCCCGGCCUCGGGUAACGAAAACCCUUACGCUCAGGCCCCCGCCGGCAACGACCCUUACGCUCAGGAUGGAAACAAGUUCGCCGGGAUGACGCCCUACCAGCAGGCGCGAGUAGGUGCAGGUGCCGGUGCUCCUGGAGGUCUCCCCGGCGGCCCUCGAGCUGGCGCCGGAUACGGCGCUCCCCCUCCGGCUGCUGGCGGUUACGGCGCCGAGAAGUACGGAGCUGCGAGCGGCUACGGGGCAAACCGGUACGACAACAACCAAAAUGCUUACGGUUCGAGCCAGCGACCAGGCGCCGCUGCUGCUGGAGCCCGCGGGCCUGGCGGUUAUGGGGGCUUGGGCCGGACCAACAGCAACGAUACCGACGCCGUGCGCGACGAGCUAUUUAGCGGUGCGCAGGGCAGACAACAACAGAACAAGCCUCAGGCUGGGGGUUACGGCCAGUCUGCCGUCCCUGGAGAGGAUGGAGGAUAUGGCGGCUAUGGAGCUCCUCGUGAGCUCACGGCCGAGGAGCAGGAGGCCGAGGAGUACCGCGCCACCAAGCAACAGAUCAACGAGGUCAGACAAGAGUCUGUUCAAACUGUCAACAGAGCUCUGCAAGCCGCCAUGCAGGCGGAAGAGACCGGUCGAGCAACCCUCGCCCGAUUGGGCGCCCAAGGCGAACGCUUGCACAACACGGAGAAGAACCUCGAUAUGGCGACGAACCACAACAAGGUCGCAGAGGACCGGGCGAAAGAGCUCAAGACACUCAACAGGAGUAUGUUCGCCGUUCAUGUCAGCAACCCAUUCACAUCAAAGUCGCGUGCAGCGGAGCGUGACGCAGCUGUCCUCGAACGACACCGCCUCGAACGUGAGACCCGCGAAGCGACCAGACAUGAUGCCUUCAAGUCCAACCAACGACUUGAGGAGAGCUUCAAGGACUUGACUCUUUCCGGUCGGCCGCAGCCCAAGGCAAAGGCCAGCGCAGCUGAGCGAUCCAAAUAUGUCCUCGACGAUAGUGACGACGAGGGCAAUGAACUCGCUCAACGGCAAGAGGAUCAGAUUGAUGACGGCCUUGAUCAACUGAGUGGUGCCGUUGGACGUCUCAACGGCCUCGCCAGGGCUCAGAUGAGAGAGGUUGACCAACAAAACGUUUUGAUCAAUAAGAUUGGUGAAAAGAGCGACGCUGUCGAUGACGGAGUCAGAAUGAACAGAGAACGCCUGAACCGCAUCAGAUAG